AUGGAUAGUGAAUCAGGACAUCCGCAACUCAUUCGAACAAAUUAUCACUCUUGGAGACUGGAUGCUGAAGUCCAACUCAUCGGCCUGGGAGCACUAGGAAUCGUCGAAGGCACCGAGCCUGUUCCCGAAAUUUCCUCCACAACACGAGCAGCCGCAGUCACAAACUAUAGCCAGAAUGUCAAAGUCUACCGACAAGCUCAAGAAAAGGCGAUACAAUGGAUCUGGAAUCAUAUCCACAGCGACUUCCACAGCAUCGUUGCAGCUGUCCGUCGAGACCCCCGAGCAAUGUGGCUGGAACUCGAACGGCGACUAGGAGGAAGAAAUAAUUACAAUAUCUUGGCUGUACGGCAACAACUUGGGAGUGAAUCAUUCAAGGAGAACGACACCAUUCAGACUUGGUCUACCCGACUUGAUAUCUAUAACCAGCGCCUGGUCGGAACUGGAUCGGAGCUCUCCGAACUCGAAAGAAUCGCCAAAUUGCUCAGUACACUACUUAAACGUUUCGAAAUCACAGUCUCUCACAUUCAACGAAUUCCCAACCUCGACUACCAGACUGCUCUACAACAACUCCUCGACUUUGAAAAUCAAUUACCGGUCGGAGCUGCGAAUGCCUCUGGAACGGCACUGGUCACUCAAAACCGACCCCGAAGACCAUUCCAAUCACGACGAGGAAGAGGCCGUCGAUACAGAUUCUCUGAGCCAUACCACCGAGGGCAGCUCAUCGACAGAGUGUCAGAGUUUCAAACGACGUGA
Molecule: messenger RNA, 753 nt
Organism: Penicillium cinerascens
Lineage: Eukaryota; Fungi; Ascomycota; Eurotiomycetes; Eurotiales; Aspergillaceae
Exons: 2
Coding region: 1-753 (250 amino acids)
Source: RefSeq, a predicted model, not a curated record